AUGGGAUCCUGUCUGUCCCGAUCCAAAUCCAGCGGUGGGCGAACGGUCGGAUCGAGCUCAACAAGCGGCGGUGCAAGAGCAACAUCCAACAACGCGGCCGCACAAUCGCAAUCCGAAAGAGAAGCGAGGGCAGCAGCUGCUGAAGCUAGGAUAGCAGCUUCGAACAAGAGGGGCACCGGUGGCAAAGGACCUGGAACGUUGGCUAGAAAGCUGCAAGAGGAAAAUAGGAGCGGUGGAACUGGUGGUGCGGGACAACCUUUGCCCGAGAGGGUCGUUUAUGACUAA
Molecule: messenger RNA, 285 nt
Organism: Ceraceosorus guamensis
Lineage: Eukaryota; Fungi; Basidiomycota; Exobasidiomycetes; Ceraceosorales; Ceraceosoraceae
Exons: 2
Coding region: 1-285 (94 amino acids)
Source: RefSeq, a predicted model, not a curated record